Molecule: messenger RNA, 1703 nt
Organism: Malaya genurostris
Lineage: Eukaryota; Metazoa; Arthropoda; Insecta; Diptera; Culicidae
Product: E3 ubiquitin-protein ligase TRIM37-like
Exons: 4
Coding region: 53-1261 (402 amino acids)
Biological process (GO): negative regulation of centriole replication; protein autoubiquitination
Cellular component (GO): aggresome; peroxisome
Molecular function (GO): ubiquitin protein ligase binding; ubiquitin protein ligase activity; tumor necrosis factor receptor binding
Source: RefSeq, a predicted model, not a curated record
GCAAAUCCAGCGAAUACGUUCGUUAGUGUGUUGUGCAUUUAAACGUUCCAACAUGCAAAAUAAAACAAGUGAUUCGGAAAGUUCGCUAUUCGAGUGCUGCAUUUGUCAAGACAAUUUGCAAGCUCCUCAAUUAUGUCCUCAUUGCUCAAAACUGUUUUGCAAUAAAUGCAUCAUCGAUUGGCUGGACAAGGAAAACAGCUGUCCCUGUUGUCGGGCCGAAAUAAAUGUGGAUUCUCUAGUGAAAGCGUGUUCGGUCGCGGGAAUACAGGAAGCUUUUGAACGUCUGACCAAUCGCAACCGUUGCGAUAAGCACAAAUCUCUAGAGCUGGUGCUCUUCUGUAAUGCCUGCGAAGAGUGUAUUUGCACGAGCUGUUGGUUUUCCGAACAUGUGGACCACCGGGAUCAAGCUAUACCAAUCGACAAACGAUGCGAAAUUUUCGAGGAGAACUUAAAACUCCAUCUACAAGGACUAAACGAUCGUUGGGAUAAAAAUAGUGAAGCCACGGUCCAAGCCAACAUAGCCUUACUGGACCAAGAGAGAACACGCGACUCUGAGUUACUCGAAACUAUGAAGACCGAGAGCAGUGCUCAUUUUCAAAAAUUAAUGGAAAAGGAACAAGUGACCUUGGAGAUGCUGGAUAACGAUAAGAAGGAGUUCGCGAAAUUUCACGAAAAAUUUAAAUUCCUUUCAGAACAGGGUAAAACCGCUGCGACAUUGAAUGAGUUGAUAGAAUUUGGUAAAAGUGUUGAGUUGUUCCGUUUGAAGCCAGUUAUAAAUGUGGAAACAUUGGAUUUCGCAAAUAAGAACCUUGCUGUUUUUCCUGAGCCAACAGUUUUUCUCUUUCGCAUGGAGAGAUUCAGAGAAACCAUCGACAAAUUAAGUUUUUACGAAUCAAUUCCGCAAGGUAGUAGCGGAUUUGAAUGGAAGCUUAAAUUAUCUUACGAGGGUAAUGAACUCCAGUGCUACCUCCGAAUGUUAAAAGGUAUACCAGGCGAGUAUGCAGUAUCUCUAAUGGAACAGCCGGAACAGAAGCUUCAAUUUGAGAUUGACACAGCGGUACUGCUAGGAAUAUGUACCACCGACAUUACGGACGAUAUCUUAGAGGUUCGAGUUCUGGUACGGCAGGCUGCGACUUAUGCCCAAAAAUGUUCACAACUUGAAAAUUAUGUCAAACAGAUGGAGAUAAAGGUCGUUGAAUUUAGAAAGCUAUUUCAGUAUUUGACCGAAUGGCAAAACGAAAGUGGCACCCUGUCUUUUUAGCUUUUUUUUUUGUUAAACUGAACUAGAAAGAGAAAGAAUUACAUCGGAAAUUUGAAUUCGUGACAAUGAUAGUUGAACUCACUGGUAACGAAUAUCUGUUAAUAUUAUUUAAAUAGUUCAUGAAAAAGUAGACAUCGGCUUGAUAUACAUUUCAACGCGAAGUAUAUAUAAUUGGGUGCCUUUCAUAUUUCACACGCAACCCGAAUCUUUUCAUGCAAAUUCCUAAACUUGACCCGUUUAAAAUUGAAUUUUUUUGUCGAAUCUGUCGGGUUCAAGCAUAUAAACCAUUUUAACUUUCUACUUAAGCUUAAUAUCGAUAUAGCUUUUCAGGUUCAGUGUAUCUAGAACUAUCGUAUUGAAUCGUAUUUGCCACCGAGUUUCAAAAAUAAGAUAUAAGUAGUUUUAAUGCAAAAUGAGUCUGUUUUAUACGGAGAUACUUGAA